Messenger RNA from Eucalyptus grandis, 2710 nucleotides. RefSeq names its product cullin-4. Gene Ontology annotation, biological process: protein ubiquitination; ubiquitin-dependent protein catabolic process. The transcript has 17 exons. Gene Ontology annotation, cellular component: cullin-RING ubiquitin ligase complex. The record is from RefSeq and is a predicted model, not a curated record. NCBI's taxonomy places the organism in Eukaryota, Viridiplantae, Streptophyta, Magnoliopsida, Myrtales, Myrtaceae. The coding region runs from base 111 to 2627 and encodes 838 amino acids. Gene Ontology annotation, molecular function: ubiquitin protein ligase binding.
CUCUCGCUCGUCCAUCUCAAUAGUUCUCCAAUCUUCACUCCCUCAUUUUUCCCUAUUUCCUAUUUCUAUUGCGAGUGUUCAUCUCUGCAAUGCUCUCCUGACAUCCGUUGAUGUCUCACCCCACCAAACGCUUUGCCACCAGCGCUUCCACCACCGGCCCCUCCUCCUCCUCUUCCUCCUCCGGCGACGGCGCCGCCCCUUCUCCCUUCGCUGCUCCACCCAUGAAGAAAGCCAAGUCCCAGGCCGUUGCCGGUUCCCUCGACUCCACUACCGCCCACAAGAAUGGCCUCCACCCACAUCCUGCCAAGCAGCAGUCGCAGCAGCCAGGAUUCGAUCCCGAGAGCGAUGUCGUCUUUGAUCCUGCGACCAUGUCUCUUGAAGACGGCAUGAAGUCGGACGACAUGGUGGCAGGGCACAGCGUCGCCGCCAAUUUGUCUCGAAAGAAGGCUACGCCUCCGCAGCCUGCCAAGAAGCUCGUUAUCAAGCUUUUAAAAGCCAAGCCGACACUUCCCACAAAUUUUGAAGAGGAUACAUGGGCAAAGCUCAAAGCAGCUAUAAAUGCAAUAUUCUUAAAGCAACCUGUUUCCUGUAGUUUGGAGGAUUAUUAUCAGGCUGUCAACGACCUCUGCCUACACAAAUUGGGGGGAAAUCUUUAUCAACGAAUUGAGAAAGAGUGUGAAACACAUAUUUCAGCGGUGCUGCAGACUCUCGUCGGCCAGAGCCCAGAUUUGGCAGUUUUUUUAUCACUUGUUGAGAGAUGCUGGCAGGAUUUCUGUGACCAGAUGCUGAUGAUUCGCGGCAUAGCCUUAUAUUUGGAUAGAACCUACGUGAAGCAAAACCCAAAUGUUCGGUCGUUAUGGGACAUGGGGUUGCAACUUUUCCGAAAGCAUCUUCAUUUGUCAGUGGAAGUUGAGCAUAAAACUGUCACCGGUCUCUUAAGAAUGAUUGAAAGGGAAAGGUUGGGUGAAGCAGUUGAUCGGACACUUCUUAAUCAUCUUCUGAAGAUGUUUACAGCUCUAGGAAUUUAUGCAGAAAGUUUUGAGAAGCCAUUCCUUGAGUGCACAUCCGAAUUUUAUGCGGCUGAAGGCAUGAAGUACAUGCAGCAGUCAGAUGUUCCAGACUACAUGAAACAUGUGGAGGUUAGGUUGCAUGAAGAACAUGAGAGGUGCUUGCUCUACCUUGAUGCUAGUACAAGGAAGCCUCUAAUUGCUACUGCAGAAAGGCAACUUCUAGAACGACAUAUACCUGCUAUUCUUGAUAAGGGAUUCAUGAUGCUGAUGGAUGGAAAUCGUAUUGAGGACCUUCAGAGAAUGUACCAAUUGUUUGCAAGGGUAAACGCCUUGGAGUCAUUAAGACAAGCACUUAGCUUGUACAUACGGCAAACUGGUCAGGGUAUUGUCAUGGAUGAAGAAAAAGAUAAGGACAUGGUGCCGUCUCUUUUGGAGUUUAAGGCUUCUCUAGAUGCAAUAUGGGAGGACAGUUUUUCGAAGAAUGAAAUGUUUUGCAACACUGUCAAGGAUUCAUUUGAGCAUCUAAUCAAUCUUCGUCAGAACCGACCAGCUGAGUUAAUUGCGAAGUUUCUUGAUGAAAAGUUGCGUGCUGGUAAUAAAGGAACCUCAGAAGAGGAAUUGGAGAGUAUACUUGAUAAAGUUCUGGUUUUGUUUAGGUUCAUCCAGGGAAAAGAUGUGUUUGAAGCAUUCUACAAGAAGGAUCUUGCAAAGAGACUGUUAUUGGGGAAGAGUGCUUCCAUUGACGCAGAAAAAUCCAUGAUCACAAAGCUGAAGACCGAGUGUGGUAGUCAGUUCACAAACAAACUUGAAGGAAUGUUCAAGGACAUUGAGUUAUCAAAAGAGAUAAAUGAAUCAUUCAAGCAAUCGUCACAAGCGAGGACAAAACUACCAUCAGGAAUUGAGAUGAGCGUCCAUGUGCUGACUACAGGGUACUGGCCCACUUAUCCACCAAUGGAUGUAAGGCUUCCUCAUGAAUUGAAUGUUUAUCAGGACAUAUUUAAGGAGUUUUACCUUAGCAAGUAUAGUGGGAGACGUCUAAUGUGGCAGAGUUCAUUAGGUCACUGUGUACUGAAGGCAGAUUUUCCGAAAGGGAGGAAAGAGCUGGCUGUUUCCCUAUUUCAGACAGUUGUCUUAAUGCUAUUUAACGAUGCUCAGAAGCUUAGUUUUCAAGAUAUAAGAGACUCUACAGGCAUUGAGGAUAAGGAACUGAGAAGAACUCUGCAAUCCCUUGCCUGUGGAAAAGUGAGAGUCCUUCAGAAGGUGCCCAAGGGCAGGGAUGUGGAGGAUGAUGAUUCUUUCGAGUUCAAUGAAGCUUUUAGUGCUCCUCUUUAUCGAAUAAAGGUUAAUGCUAUCCAAAUGAAGGAAACAGUGGAGGAGAACACAAGUACCACGGAAAGAGUAUUUCAGGACCGUCAAUAUCAGGUUGAUGCUGCCAUUGUUCGGAUAAUGAAGACAAGGAAAGUGCUUAGCCACACGCUUUUGAUAACUGAACUGUUUCAGCAGCUCAAAUUCCCUAUCAAGCCAGCUGAUCUGAAGAAAAGGAUCGAAAGCCUGAUUGACAGGGAAUACCUGGAGCGGGACAAGAACAAUCCUCAAAUAUACAAUUACUUGGCUUAGUCAAAUGUGCUAUUUUGACUCAGAAGAUGUCACUGUAUAUGACCAAUGACAUGAAAGUUAGGCUGCUCUUUUGGAUUUGGAAA